Molecule: messenger RNA, 3504 nt
Organism: Python bivittatus (Burmese python)
Lineage: Eukaryota; Metazoa; Chordata; Lepidosauria; Squamata; Pythonidae
Gene: UEVLD
Product: UEV and lactate/malate dehyrogenase domains
Biological process (GO): lactate metabolic process; protein modification process; protein transport
Molecular function (GO): L-lactate dehydrogenase (NAD+) activity
Source: RefSeq, a predicted model, not a curated record
CAAAACAAAACAAAACAGUGACCUCUUGAUGGCAAAAAGAAAGAAGUUGCCUACUUCUAUACUACUCAUUUUUACAAAUUAACUCCUGUCCAGGAUUACAUAAUGCAAUGAUCCCUAAACUAAUUACACUGGCUGUGUCCCUACAACGCUAAGUCAAAAACUAGCAACCCAACGUUUUAUUUAUUACAGUAUAUUGUGCCAACCCACCCAACGGAACAAGCACCGAUUCACAGCUUUUCUUUUCAAGCGAUUUUCUCAUCCACCGUAUGCAAAUUCUUUUGCUAAAUCCUGAUUUCCAUCCAGUUGCUUUCAAGAAAACCAUGAUAAAUCUCCCUGAAAAGUAUCCAGAGAUAGGUAGUUUCGUGCUCAGCCCCCUUCAGCUCAAAUUAUUUUGGCCAAUUACAAACGACUGUGGGAACUGUAGUCCAAAACGCCUGCGGAUUACCAAGUUGCCCGUCCCAACAAUAAUCAGGGUGCUCUACGGAACUGGCGUUUAACUUCGCUCGGCUCUGGAGGCUGCCUUCUAAACAUAUUAUUUUACGGCCCCGGUCAGGCGCCCUUAAGCACGAGUAUUAAAUAUACUCUCUGACAGAGGUAACUGCCGCGGGGGGAAAUGUAAUGUCCUUUAAUUAGGAUUCGUAUAUGGCUCGUCUAGUGAAGAAUGCCGCAGGGGGACGAUUCCCAGUUAGUCUCGAACAGGGACAGCCCAAACAGCUGGAUUCGGUCUGACGUUUUGUGCGGCCACCUGAGCCACAGCCCGACUCUUCAGCAUUCCCAGAAGGGAGAGAUCUGCGCGUGACUUCCUCGCCUUGUCAGCAUACACCUAAGCAGAGCGAAAAGAAGAGAGGCGUCUCCUCCCGCCCUGCCCUCCGAAUUGCUGGGUUGGUUGGACCCUGGCGCUUGCCGUCUUUUCUCUCUGACUGAAAUUAACCGGAAGCGUCGCCGCAGCGCCUCCGAACCCGCUGCGAGGGCGAGCAAUGGAGUUCUCAGAGGAGAAGUUGCGGAAGUGGCUGAGCAAGUAUAAAUUCCGAGAUCUGACCAUAGAAGAACUGAAGCACAUAAAUGAGUUGUAUCCCAACAUCAGGUUCACCAUGAGCACCUAUACUUUUAAGGAUGGAUCCCAGAAAGACCUUCUGAACUUUAGUGGUACUGUUCCAGUAAAAUAUCAGGGUAACACUUAUAAUAUUCCAAUUUGCAUAUGGAUUUUAGAUUCUUAUCCUUUUACUCCACCAAUUUGUUUUCUGAAGCCCACUGCUAACAUGGGAAUUUCUGUAGGAAAACAUGUAGAUGCCCGUGGAAGGAUUUACUUGCCAUAUCUACAAUCCUGGAGCCAUCCACAGUCAGUAAUUAUAGGGUUGUUAAAGGAAAUGAGCACAAAAUUUGAAGAGGAACUUCCCUUAUAUGCAUUAUCGUCUACUGAUGAAGCCAGACAGAUGGACCUGCUUUCAUAUAUCACAAAAAUUGUUGAAGGUGAAAACAAUGGACAAUCAAAGGGAGAAGAAAAGAAAAAUGAUGGAGGAUUACGCAAAGUUACAAUAGUUGGGGCUGGAGAUCUGGGCCUUGCUUGUAUACUGGCUAUUUCAGCAAAGGAUGUUGCUGACAAAGUCGUUGUCUUGGACUGCUCAGAAGCUACAGUGAAAGGAGGAACAAUGGACCUGGAAAUCUUUGGCUUGCCAAAGGUGGAAAUUAGUCGAGAUUUUUCUGCCUCAGCGGACUCAAAAUUGGUGGUGCUUACAGUUAAUUCUUUAGGCAAUGCUCAGUCUUAUCUGGAUGUUGUGCAGAGCAACGUGGAAUUGUUCAGAGGCAUUCUUCCACCAAUAGCUCAUUACAGUCAACACAGUGUACUGCUUGUUGCCUCUCAACCAGUAGAAAUAAUGACCUAUGUGUCGUGGAAGAUGAGUGGAUUUCCUAAAAACAGAGUUAUUGGAAUUGGUUGUAAUUUGGAUUCAGCAAGAUUCCAGUAUGUUAUUACAAAUCUGUUGAAAGCCCAAACCAGAAAUAAAGACAAUUGGAUUAUUGGUGAACAAGGAGGAAACAAAGUGGCAGCAUGGAGUUCUUUUAAUUCAGCGAUAAUUCAUCCAGGUGAUAAGUUAACAAAUCAUAAUGAACAACAGAUGUUGAGUAACAGAGCCAUGGAAAUUCUGAAAGGAAAAGGCCAAAGGUCUUGGUCUGUAGGUCUGUCGAUAGCUGAUCUGACUGACACUAUAUUGAAUGAUAAAAAGAAAAUACAUUCUGUAUCAGCCAUAGUGAAGGGGUGUUAUAAUAUAAACUGUGAAGUAUUUUUAAGUAUGCCUUGUGUACUUGGAAUCAAUGGCGUAAUUGAAAUGAUGAAGCCUGUAGAUGAGGAUAAUGUAGUUGAAAAACUACAAACCAGUGCUGCAUCCAUUAAUGACCUUCAACAGCAACUGAAACUCUGACCACCUUUUUGUCCUUAAAAUAUUUGAGAGUUGCAGAAAAAGUAUUAACGACUGACUGGAUCCAACAACAAAUUUUCACAGUGCGGAACUUUACUGAAUAUUACUAUAUAGUUAUUAAAGUUAGACAAAAACAUUUGGGUUAAGGAAGCUGUUACCGUUUGGCCAAGGUCUUCCCUGUAAGAUGUUUCCUACACUAAUCAUGAACUACUUCUUUGCCUUUUCCUCAUCAAGCUGUGCCCUUCACUACUACCACUCGACUUUCUUCUCAAAAGUGAGUUUUUAUUUUAAUCAGAGGUGUUAGGUUUUUGCAGUCGGAGGUGAUAUAUCACCAUCAGAUUGUUAUUUCCAAUACACUAUUGACUGUAUACGGAUAAUAUACAAUUCUUAGAAAGAACCAGCAGCAGUUUUGUCUAAAAUCAAUAUUCAUGAUUCAACUGAUAUUUAUCUGCUUUUUUAAAAAAAAAUGUUUACACUACUAAAUCAAUCAUCUGAAGCUGAAGUUUGGAUGUAUUGCACAAAUAUUACUUUUUUAUGUCUAAAAAUAGUUGAGUGUUCUGUAUAGAUUCUAAAGAUUUAGGAAGAAGUCUUGGAUGAAGGAUAUUAAAAAUAUGUUAGCAUAUUACAUGCUGUACUAUCAAGGUUAGCUUAUGAAAUGUAUGUAAUUAUGCUGGUAUUCUCUAAAUGAACAUCAACCACCAAGACCCAGAGGAUUCUCUCUGUUUUAGGCACAUGAAGUGUUUUGGUUUGUCCUCCUUUAUCCCUUCCUAAAGUUCAGAAAGACCUACCAAAGUAAUCUUUCUCUUGAAGCUGGAUCCACGUUUCUGGAAAAGGACAGGAUUAACACAUAAAUGCACUAUUCAUUAUUAUGCAGUAUAGUAGUAAGUUUUAAUAUGUUUGGCUGAUCAGUUCUAAUAUUGCACUAAGCUUUUAGCAGUACAAAAUAUUUGCCAAAUUUCAUAAAAUGUCUAUUGUGUACUUAUGUAUGCCUAUAAUGAUUUUUGCCAUUUUUCUUUAGAUUAUGUUUCUAAGAAUUACCACAUGGGAAAAAACUUGUUAAUGAGAUAUUAAUAAAGCUAAUUGUAUCUGA